Capsicum annuum is the source of this 429-nucleotide messenger RNA. Its product is annotated as glycine-rich cell wall structural protein 1.8-like. The record is from RefSeq and is a predicted model, not a curated record. Bases 1 to 429 code for a protein of 142 amino acids. The transcript has a single exon. Lineage: Eukaryota; Viridiplantae; Streptophyta; Magnoliopsida; Solanales; Solanaceae.
AUGGAGCGGCGGGUGGCGGCUGGCUGGCUGAAGGCUGAGGUGUGGGGAGGGCUGGUGUACCCCGCGGGGCCAGGAGGAGGGAGGGAGGGGGGUAUAGAUAGGACAGGUAAGGGUGGGGAGGUGGGGGGGUGGGGGGGCCGGCGGUCGGGGCUGGCGGUCGGGUGGGCGGUCGGGGCCGGCGGUCGGGAUCGACGGCCGGGUCGGCGCCGGGGACCGAAGGUCGGGGACGGCGGUCAGGUCGGGUCGGCGCCGAAGGUCAGCGACGGCGCCGGGGACCGAGAAUCAGUGCGAGAGGGAGGGAGAGAGAGUAGGGAGAGAGAGACAGAGAGAGAGAGCCAUUUAGGCGGCGCCGGAGGUCAGCGCCGGGGGCCGGAGGUAGCGCUCGGAGAUCGGCGCCGACGAUCGGCGACGACGACGACCCACCCCUAA